ACUCCUGUGGGCUUUAAUAAGUGCAGCCCGAGGAGGGCCUGCAGUCACAGUGUCACAACACAGCUCUCCUGUCCUCCCCUAGGUUCUUGCCUGAAUACCAGCUUGGGAGCUCCCCACUACCUGCUGCCACCUCCAACCCCAGCCCAUCACUAUGCACUCCUUGGACGAGCCGCUUGACCUGAAGCUGAGCAUCACCAAGCUCCGGGCGGCGAGAGAAAAGCGGGAGAGGACGCUGAAUGUGGUCCAGCACCGAGCUCUGCACAGGGAGCUUGGUCUGGUGGACAGUAGCCCCACCCCAUGCUCUCCAGGCUCCCCACCCUCAGGCUUCCUGCUGAACCCCAAGUUUCCUGAGAAGGUAGAGGGACGCUUUUCAGCAGCCCCUCUGGUAGACCUUAGCCUGUCGCCAUCAUCAGGGCUAGACUCCCCCAAUGGCAGCAGCUCACUGUCCCCUGAGCGCCAGAGCAAUGGUGACCUGUCUACAGUCCACACGACCCCGGAUUUCCGGCCACUGCGCUAUCUGGACAAUGUCCCCAGCUCCUUCCAGUUUUUCCUGCCUCUGGGUUCUGGGGGAGCCCUGCACCUGCCUGCUUCCUCCUUCCUCACCACCCCCAAGGACAAGUGCCUCUCACCAGAGCUACCCCUGCCAAAACAACUGGUUUGCCGCUGGGCCAAGUGUAACCAGCUCUUCGAGCUCCUGCAAGAUUUGGUGGAUCAUGUCAAUGACUACCACGUCAAGCCGGAGAAGGAUGCGGGGUACUGUUGCCACUGGGAGGGCUGCGCCCGUCACGGCCGAGGUUUCAAUGCCAGGUACAAGAUGCUCAUCCAUAUCCGCACGCAUACCAACGAGAAGCCGCACCGCUGCCCAACCUGUAGCAAGAGCUUCUCCCGCCUGGAGAACCUGAAGAUCCACAACAGGUCACACACAGGUGAGAAGCCCUAUGUCUGUCCGUAUGAGGGCUGCAACAAGCGCUACUCCAACUCAAGUGACCGCUUCAAGCACACUCGAACCCACUACGUGGACAAGCCCUACUACUGCAAGAUGCCCGGCUGCCACAAGCGCUACACGGACCCCAGCUCACUACGCAAGCACAUCAAGGCCCAUGGCCACUUCGUGUCCCAUGAGCAGCAGGAACUCCUACAACUGCGCCCACCCCCCAAACCACCACUGCCUGCCCCCGAUGGCAGCCCCUAUGUCAGUGGGGCCCAGAUCAUCAUCCCCAACCCAGCUGCCCUUUUUGGAGGCCCCAGCCUGCCUGGUUUGCCCCUGCCCCUGGCCCCUGGCCCCCUUGACCUCAGUGCCCUGGCCUGUGGCAAUGGUGGGGGCAGUGGGAGUGGGGUGGGCAUGGGCCCUGGGCUGCCAGGCCCUGUCCUGCCCCUCAAUCUGGCCAAGAACCCACUGUUGCCCUCACCCUUUGGUGCUAGUGGACUGGGCCUGCCUGUAGUCUCCCUCCUGGCUGGAUCCAUGGGUGGCAAGGCUGAUGGGGAGAAGGGAUGUGGGGCAGUGCCAGCCAGGGCCUUGGCCCUGGAGGGCCGCAAGACCCCCCUGGAGAGGACUGAGAGUAGUCGUUCCCGGCCCAGCCCUGAAGGACUCUCCCUGCUGCCAGGUACCGUGCUGGACCUGUCCACAGGCGUCAAUUCGGUGGCCAGCAGCCCAGAGGCACUGGCCCCUGGUUGGGUGGUCAUCCCUCCGGGCUCUGUGCUGCUCAAACCAGCCGUGGUGAACUGA
This is a messenger RNA of Pteronotus mesoamericanus, 1726 nucleotides long. RefSeq names its product GLIS family zinc finger 2 (gene GLIS2). Gene Ontology annotation, molecular function: RNA polymerase II cis-regulatory region sequence-specific DNA binding; DNA-binding transcription factor activity, RNA polymerase II-specific. Bases 152 to 1726 code for a protein of 524 amino acids. Lineage: Eukaryota; Metazoa; Chordata; Mammalia; Chiroptera; Mormoopidae. Gene Ontology annotation, cellular component: nucleus. Gene Ontology annotation, biological process: regulation of transcription by RNA polymerase II. The transcript has 6 exons. The record is from RefSeq and is a predicted model, not a curated record.